Messenger RNA from Dreissena polymorpha, 6363 nucleotides. Its product is annotated as rap guanine nucleotide exchange factor 6-like. The record is from RefSeq and is a predicted model, not a curated record. The transcript has 33 exons. Lineage: Eukaryota; Metazoa; Mollusca; Bivalvia; Myida; Dreissenidae. Gene Ontology annotation, biological process: positive regulation of GTPase activity; Ras protein signal transduction. Gene Ontology annotation, molecular function: protein binding; guanyl-nucleotide exchange factor activity. Bases 642 to 5042 code for a protein of 1466 amino acids. Gene Ontology annotation, cellular component: plasma membrane; apical plasma membrane.
AAAACGAUUGCGUACAUAACCGAUUUGACUUAUAAACUGACCAAUAAAAUAACAGCGCUGACAAGCCUCGUUUUGGAUGUAAACAUGGAAGUGUACGAAGUGGAUAUGUGAUUGUUAGUGCCAAGAAUGGGACUAUCCAGGUACUGGGUUGGACAGUAUAUGCUGGAAAUUUGCUUCGGCUACGGAUAAUAUGGAUCACCUGUUCUCUGUUCAAAGACCAUGGAGUGAACAUUGAUUGAUAUUUUGGAUUUAAGCGUGAUUUUAUUAGUCUUAUAUCACUAAUUUUCUAGGAAAUAGUGUGAAGAAUGUGAAUUAUUUUCACAUUCUAACAUAACUAUUUUGAGCCAGAGGUGCAUUUAAUAGUUUUUUCAGAUUUAACAGGAAGAUCUCCUUUUAGUUUCUAUUUUGGUUCCAAAGUGCCUUCAAUGCUAUUUCUUGUGUUUUAUUCUGAAAUCAAACCAAUAUACUGGUGAAACUAAUUAAAAGGUGUUCUGAAUAGAAAGUUGUGUGUUUAGUUGGAAUUAAUGAACAUUUGUUUAACUUGAUAUUGUUGUCAGUGAUUGUGUGGUUCUAAAUUUGUGAAAAGAGCCAAGGUUUGAAGCUGCCUCAGGGCUUGGCCCUAGUUAAACAGUGGGAAAGGCAUGAUGUAUCCGGCGCUGGAUCACUAUAGCUACAACAUUCACCAUGACAACUAUGCUAAAAUGGCCCACUGUACAGACAGAAAUUUCAUCCUGUGUCUUCAGAAACAUCCCAGCAAGAGAGAUGAUGUGGAUCUUGAUGUCAUCUACUCUUACCUGCAUGGUAUGGAGGCCCUUUCAUCCCUACGUGAGCCAGCCCUGCGAGCCCUGUGUCGCACUGUGAGAUACGAGUACCAUGAGGCUAAUGACAUACUGUACUGUCAGAGGCAGUUGAGCACUUGCUGGUACAUUCUUCUGUCAGGGUCUGUGUUCAUAGAGGGCUCCAUGUUCCUGCCAAGGAGCAGUUUUGGCAAGAGGACUCCAGGAUGUGCGAGGCGGGCCAGCGAAUGUUUGAUCCUCGAACCCUCCGAAAUGAUUGUGAUUGACUACCCGGAUGUACAGGUGAUGAAACCUGGGUCUCGUAUGGCCCCAUGCAUUAACAUGAGUCUUGAUCGACUACCGUAUGACACCCAUGACGACUCACACAUGCGCCGUAUGAACUCAGACACUUCAGGCUUCUCAGAACAGACAAUCCCUGACAUUCAGGUGGGCUACAAUGGCCGUGAUAUGUAUCGUAACGAGCAGCUGUUGAAGCGAUGUUCACGGGCCAGUGACACCUCUAGCGCCUACUCGGGCUCAGACAUGAUGCAAUCCUCGCUUGAGGACGGGGAGAGCGCAGACUGUGACCUGCCCAUGAACCUGCAGGAGAGCGGCGUGGACCCUGAGUCCGAUGAUGAGGAGGGGUUUGGCGAGAGCACUGAGUCACUGCCUGUGCGGGACACGGUACGGGACUGUCUGGAGAAGGACCCCUUAGAGAGGAAGGAUGACGAUAUUGAAGUUCUAUUGGACUUCAUGCAGCAUUUCCGGGCUUUUGCAAAUAUGACCCUGGCGACGCGGCGGGCCCUGUGCGCGGUGAUGGUGUUUGCAGUGGUUGAGAAGGCGGGAACCAUCGUGAUGAAGAACGGAGAGGAGCUGGACUCCUGGUCAGUCAUCCUAAACGGGCAGGUCGCCAUAGAAACAGAGGAGGGAACACAGAAUCUCGGCCUUGGGGACAGUUUUGGCAUCACCCCAACUAUGGAGAAACUGUUACACAGGGGGACAAUGCACACAAUAGUGGAUGACUGUCAGUUUGUGUGUAUAGCACAGUCAGACUACUACAAAAUCUUGCAUCAGGGAGAAGAAAACACACGUCGCCAUGUUGAAGAUGGCAAAUUAGUGCAAGUGACAGAGUUACGGGUCUUUGACGGGGGCACCAGAAGAGGCCAUAUAGUCAUUCGGGGCACGGCCGAGAGCCUGAUGCGUCACCUUGUGGAGGACCACAGCCAGGUGGACAACACCUACGUGGAGGACUUCCUGCUCACCUACCGCACCUUCCUGCCCUCACCCACACUCCUCACCAACAGGCUCCUCCAGUGGUUCGAGGACCCCAACCUCCGCGCCAAGGUCACCAGGGUCGUACUGCUCUGGGUCAACAACCACUUCAACGACUUUGAGACCAACGCGGACAUGUGCGAGUUCCUGGAGCACUUUGAAGAUCUCAUGGAGAGAGAGCAAAAUAUGGACAAGUGCACAAGAUCACAAAUGAAAGGCCAGUUACGACUUCUCAACCUUGCCUGUGCCAGUAAGGCGCGACCUCGAACUGUGACCUUAACCAGGGCCACCAGGGAUGAGAUACUCUACUUUCAGGUGUUAGGAGGUCAAGAAUGGAACAGUGGGAUCUUCAUCAAGAAGGUAGAGAAGGAUUCCAAGGCGUACGAUGCCGGCCUUAAGCGGGGCGAUCAGAUUUUGGAAGUGAAUGGUGCCAGCAUGUUAAACAUGUCUCAUCAUAAAGCCAUGGAGUUGUUGCGAAAGACUACACACUUGUCCAUUACUGUGAAAUCAAACUUAGCAGAGUUCAAGGAAAUGUUAGAACACAAUGAAAAGAACGCUAAUAUAAAGCGACAGGACUUCCAACAAACAAACACUAAGCAGCGGUUAUCCAUACCUGACCUCGAGCAAGCCCUUGUGCAACAGUCGUCUGCAAAUGAUUCAGGGACCAGUAAGAAACAUGCGGCAAAGAAAGACAAGGGGUUCAUGAACACGAUAGCAAGCAGCAAACCACGCUUCCGCAGAGCGCUACGCAAUCUUAUUCCACGAAACAUGUCAACCAGCAACAUGAACAUCGACCCAUCAUUAAACCAUUCGGACGAGAACUUAUCGAGCCAAUUAUCUCGUAAAUCUUCCACAUCGUCGGGGUCCUCCUCCAACACAACCAGCAUGAGCAAUCACCUGUCAGCCUCCAACCCGGACCUGUCUUCCUUCUCAUCUCUCUCUGUGGAUGACAAGCAGAUGGACUUCCCAGAACACGUCGUCAAGGUGUUCCGCUGCGACCAGUCUUUCAAGUUCCUGCUCAUACACAAGGAAACUUCCGCCAAGGAAGUUGUUAUGUUGUCAUUGCGAGAAUUCGGGAUUACCGAUCAAAGCAGCAAUUACUCCCUGUGUGAAGUGACCGUGGAAUCAGAAGGAUUCAUAAAACAGAAGCGUCUUCCUGACACCCUCCAGAACCUGCCAGAACGUCUCACCCUCAAUGGAAGGGAAAAGGCAGGAUAUGUUAAUGCAAGGUAUUACUUAAAGAACAACAUGAGCACGGAGCCCCUAGUGCCCGAUGAGCUGAUGAGUGAGCUCAAGAAAGAGGCCCAGAUCAGCCUCACACAGCUCAACCCCCUCGAGGUGGCCUCACAACUCACCCUCGAGGAUUUCAAGAUCUUCAAGGAGAUCCAGUUCACGGAGUACGUGGACGAGAUCUUCCAUAUCAAGUCCAAGUAUGGCGCUCCCAACCUCAAGAGGUUCUCUGAUUUGUCCAAUAAGGAAAUGUUCUGGGUGGUGACAGAAAUCUGCACCGAGACAAACAUCAAUAGAAGGGUGAAGAUAAUCAAGCAUUUUAUCAAAAUUGCAAGACAUUGCAAGGAUGGAAAAAACUUCAACUCCAUGUUUGCCAUUGUGAGUGGCUUGAAUCACUCGUCAGUGCAGCGGCUACACAACACCUGGGAGAAACUGGGUAAUAAGCACCGCAAGUGGUAUGAGGACCUGAUUGCAUUGUUAGACCCCUCCAGAAAUAUGUCCAAGUACAGAAACCUGCUGUCCAGCCCGUUUGUUCAGCCACCAAUGCUCCCAUUCUUCCCUGUGGUAAGCAAGGACCUGACGUUCAUUGAUCUCGGCAACGACUCCAAGGUGGAGGGCCUCGUGAACUUUGAGAAGCUGCGCAUGGUUGCCAAGGAGAUCAGGCACAUCUGCAACAUGUGCUCACCACAAUACGAUGUCAAUACAAUGUAUUUGAACACGCAAAGCAUGGAAGAGAACUCCUUAAUAUUUGGGAUGGCCACUAUGAAGAGAAACAAAAACCGGCGUACAUCAACUGUGCCCAACGCUCGCAAGAUGUAUGAGGAGGCUCAGAUGAAGCGGCGGGUCAAGUCGUAUCUUAGCAACAUUCCCAACAUCCGGGAUGAGGAGAAGCUUGCAGAGAUGUCCAAUCAGUGUGAAGCUCCCGCCCGGAAGCCGGACUCCUCUCCCAGUCUGAGUGCCAGCUCCAGCAGUGUGAACAGUGAGGAGAGAAAACCAGUCUACACUGGACCCAAGUUUGGUGCCGAAACCGUGGAACACACCCACAAACUCAUGGCCCUAAGUGGGAAAGUGAAACCCCACGAAUCUAAAAUCCCCCAUUCCCUAACUAGUCCGAACCUGUCCGGGGGUCGUAGGCAGCCCAUGUCUCCGCGACACUCGCGCCCACCCGUCCACCUGACCACAGAGUCCUCGUCAGUUGUCAGCCUUAGCAAUAUAGCCAAUAGAAAACCUAGUCGCACUGCCUCAGUGAACUCCACGGAAUCUCACAGUCCCACGGCAAGCAUCAAGAGUGGGGGUAGCACACAUGGCCAGUACGAGUCUGACUCUGGUAUUGCGGGCAGCACCCCAACAUAUGACAACCACAGCGUCUCUUCUGGCCCCUCCCACCCGUCUCCUGCUCUCUCAAGGCACUCCUCUACGUCAUCAGGCAACCACCCAUCAUCCUCUAGCAACCACCCUCUAGCCCAGCAGAACUACAAACCCCACAUGCAUCCCCCACAGUCAGCAGGUGUCUCUUCGUUGCCAGGGCAACCGCAGCAGCAGCAACGUCCUCCGUUACCUCCCUAUCAUGUUGUGAUGCAAAAUGUGCAAGCUAACAGUCAGUUCAUCCACACGACUUACACGUCCGUCCGUCGCCCCCCUGACUAUCAGUCGGCCACGGCUCAUGUGGCAAGACAGAGGGACAAACCGUGGCCUGGGGCCAACGGCAAGGUUUAUAUGGAGGAUAGUUUUGGCCAUUCCCAUGUAAAUGAUCACACACUGUAAAAUUUGGAAGAUGAUGAGGAUGAGGUAGUGUCUGCAGUGUGAGGGGUGUCAGUGAGACAACUCUAGCUUAUCUGUGAUAGCUGUCUGACAGCAGGGAUGUGGUUAGCUCCCCUGACGAAAUCCUUAGAAUAUAAAGGAUUUCAUAGGCCUUGAAUGUCAGUGUUGAAUGAGGUAUAGGUUUAUUGGUCAGUUUAUAUGAGUCUAUCUGGGGCAAAGAAUGAAAUGAGAAGUGUGAGUAAACUAGGGGACUUAACAUUGACAGGGUUAAGGAACAAUGAGGGUGUAAUGGCUCCCAACGGGUGGAAACAGAGAUCUGAGUAGUGGUAAACUGUGUCAGUUAGGAACAGUGCAGUGGAACACAUGAGGUAACAUUCCAGUGUUUCUGUUAAAAGAACUGUCUUAAUAUUACAAGGUAGAAUGGAGGAAAACAUUGUCUUCUAUAUUCAGUGCAAUACAUGUUUUAUUGGGUGUAGUUGGAUGGCUGAGGGUGGCUGAUCAACACGUGAAUAGUGUUUGCUAAUUAAAGUUGGUAUUGUGCAUGUGGCCUCUUUGAUUGUUGGUGCAUAUUUAAGUUAAUAGUACAUUUUUGUUCAGAAAUUAUUUGUAACCAGUUUGUUAAAAUGUGUCUAUGUAUAUCAGAAAUAUAUUCUUGAUUUAAAUAAUCAUAAUAUAAUUAUCUGCAGUUAUGUAAUUGAUAUUUAUUUAAACAGAAGUGUGUUUCUAAAGUUGUUGAAAUGGAUAAAGUUCUGCAGCACACUAUGGUGUUCAAAACAUACUGUGUAUGUUUUUCAUAACUUUUUGUUGAGAGAUCAUGCAGUUUUUACUUCAAUCAAAUAGCUUCAGAUAUGGCUUAAAACAGAGAUUUGUAAUAAUGUAUACUUACAACAGAUUUGGCAGAAUUAUGGCUGGAUAUCGUUAGAAUUUCUGACUUGUCCAGUUCAUUUUCAGUAUUAAAUAUUCCAAUACACCCACAGUAGUAGUGAGAUAAGUGAACACUUUCAGAAAUCAGCCCAGACUAUUGUAUUAUUUCAGUAUUUUGGUUGGUUAAGAUAUGCCCAGUACAAUAUGUUUUUAAUUGUUUUGAAGCAAGCAUUUUAACUGGUAUGUAUUACUGUUAAUAUUGCAGCAAGUUUUUAAACCAUGUUUGUUAUACUGUGUUCAUUUUAAACUGUAUACAUUUUAAUACAGUCCACUUGUGUAUUUUCUAGAAACUGUUUUAUUACAUUUUAUUUUGUACAUAUUAUAUCAAGAAAUUACCAUUUGUAUCAAUAAACCAUUAUAUCCAUCAUAACUAAUAAAUAUAAGAAAUAUGAAGGCUGAA